AUGUUCCAAUCUAUCUGCCAGGGCCAACUUGGACUUCGUCAUUAUGGACAGCAGCUGCGCGCGGUUGCUUUGAAGCGUGACGGAUCAGGCGGGAUACUUAACUGGGGUACUACCCCAGCUACACCUAAGUCAUACCAAUGCCCAGGCCACUUCCAGGCGAACCCUGACUAUCUGAACGACUUCAUCGCUGAAGACAACGGUUCCCGGCUAAGGCUUGUCACGCGACAAAGCACACCAUUGACUUUGCUCACCCUCCCUGAUUCUAUCCAGGGCCGCAUCUUCAGCAUGGUCGUACAUCCCAUCGAGGGUACACCCAUCGAUCUCGACCACUACACGAAAUUUAAGUGCGGGCUCGUCCACAUUAACAGACACUUCUACCGCACUUGGCGCGACAAGUUUCUCUUCGACAACAAGUUCGUGUUGACCAUGAGCACAAAGCAUAUACAAACGACAUUCGACGACUUCAACAAUCUCCGGACUUUCCUCCGCAAGACCUACAUGCCCAAAUCGCACUACUCAAAUGGAGACCCAGACACCAUCACCGCGAGGAUCGUCAAUCAGGAUAAGGUGCAUCGACAGCCCGGUCCAUCGUACGUUUUGAGAUUUGAACUCGACAGCGCAAUCUCACUGGCCGAUGUGCGUAUCAAUGCGUUACCACUCGUCAUGGAGACAUCAACUACGCAAGCAUCAAACACAGUCACAUUCCAAAUUUGGACGACGCCUGGCACUGACGGACCGGCAACUAUGACUGCGUCUCAUACCAUGACACUCCAUCAGCUGCGACUCAAAAUCGUAUUAGCGAUCAUGCGCCACGUGUAUUCCAUUCCGUUGUACAACCGAGACGAACUCCCAGAUUUCUGGAUCAACGGCUUCGGAGACGUCGUCCCGACUCCUCCUCCUCCUCCUCCUCCUACUACUACUACCACUACCACUACCACUAACACCCGUGUACCAUGCGACCCCACCGGAUCCUGGCACCCAGCCUCCUCACUCAUAUACAACGCCGACUGGGACGAAGACAACUAUUCCAUCUCAGAGCUCCAUCCCAUCGACUACGUCUACCGCAACAACGGCUGGGGAUUCCAUCCACAAUGUGUGUAUCCGGAUAGUAUACAUUGGCAACUUUUUCCGUUUUGUAAGAGGACGAAGGAGGUGUUGCCGUAUCUUGUCCGUUGUCUGGAUGAGGCGGGGUUGCCGGAUGACGAGGACGGGACUUUUGGACAGUAA
Messenger RNA from Alternaria viburni, 1227 nucleotides. RefSeq lists its product as uncharacterized. Bases 1 to 1227 code for a protein of 408 amino acids. The transcript has a single exon. The record is from RefSeq and is a predicted model, not a curated record. Lineage: Eukaryota; Fungi; Ascomycota; Dothideomycetes; Pleosporales; Pleosporaceae.